AUGUAUGAUAUUUUGAAUUAUGCAUUCAAUAAUGUGCGAAAUAUAGUCGCAUUCACUGGUGGUGGACGAUUCUUGACAGAAUUCGGUUUAUGUCGUCCUGAUGGAAAUCCGAAUUCCAUCAAUACUGUUGAAUGCAAUACAGUGUUGAAUGCUGCUGAUAGUAACUUUGAAUCAUGGACCUUUUGGGAUGAAUAUGAAUUGUUUCCUAAUUUACAGGCAGACCAAAAUGCCUUGAGAUCCUUCAGUCGCACCUACCCACAGUCAACUGCCGGUCAACCAGUUCAAAUGCAGUUCAAUGUAGAAACAAGUGUAUUUUCUUAUAAAUUUAUACCAACCCUGAAGUCUUGUACCAAUGUGGACAAAGAAUUGUUAAUUGCCGAAAUAUUUGUUCCAUUGUCUAUUCAUUAUCCAAAUGGAUUAGGAACUCGUUUCACUCCAGACAUAUUGUAUUAUAGAAUGCAUGAAACGAAUACGAAUUUGAUGCUUGUCUAUGCACCAUGUACAUUGAUUGAUACAGAUGUUAAACUUAUUGAAAUUACAAUUUCACCAAAAACUAAAUGACAAAUAAGUAUUCCAUUGAGAAUAAUGCGCACUGAUUAAUUUUACCUCUAAAUUCAUAUGAAUCUUUUUUCUUAUUUUCAACUGAUUGAUAUUUUUAUAUUUUUUCUCAGCUAUACGUUAACUAAUCUUAUCC
This is a messenger RNA of Schistosoma turkestanicum, 694 nucleotides long. NCBI's taxonomy places the organism in Eukaryota, Metazoa, Platyhelminthes, Trematoda, Strigeidida, Schistosomatidae. The record is from the annotation of a GenBank genome assembly.